Messenger RNA from Austrofundulus limnaeus, 3795 nucleotides. RefSeq names its product delphilin. The transcript has 21 exons. Bases 1 to 3594 code for a protein of 1197 amino acids. The record is from RefSeq and is a predicted model, not a curated record. Gene Ontology annotation, molecular function: protein binding. NCBI's taxonomy places the organism in Eukaryota, Metazoa, Chordata, Actinopteri, Cyprinodontiformes, Rivulidae.
AUGUUUGCCAGGAUCUUCAUCCCCAAGAAGCACCGGCAGCGCUUCGACGAGUCCGUCUCUCAGAACGUGAUCAACAGGCUCUGCCGCAGCAAAAGCAUCAGCGAGCCGCAGGGCAGGAUCCGGCGCAGUCGGAGCGAGGAUCACUCGGACCGCCGCCACGGGUCCAAACGGGCCAGCUCCGUGCCCAGGGACGGAGGGGAACCGGGAGGGGAACCCGGAGGGAGAGGAGAAGCGGAGAAAGACCGAGGGGUGAGGAAGUCCGUCUCCGGAAUACCCACGCAUCCCCCCCUCGGACCCAAUCAGAGGAUAGUCCGUGUCUACAGAGGGAAGAAGAGCUUCGGCUUUACGCUGCGAGGUCACGCUCCUGUCUGCAUCGACUCAGUUAUCCCAGAUACGCCUGCUGAGGAAUGUGGACUGAAACCAGGCGACCGCAUCCUUUUCCUCAACGGACUGGACAUGAGGAACUGUUCCCAUGAGAAGGUGGUGUCAAUGCUGCAGGGCAGCGGGGCCAUGCCCACUCUGGUGUUGGAGGAGGGGCCAUCUGACUUCUCAGACCAAACUGACGGAGAUGAAUCCUCAAGUCUGGCUCCCACUGCACUACCACGCUCAAGAUCUCCAGCCCUCAGCUCUCUCCAGUGGGUGGCAGAGAUCCUUCCUCCAAGCAUUAAAGUUCACGGGAGAACCUUCAGCCAGCAGCUGGAGCAUCUGCUCACCAUCCAGGAGAGAUACACCGUCUGCAAGGCCUUGGAGACCUUCUUCCAGCACAGGAAUGUGGACACCCUGAUAGUCGACGUCUUCCCAGUGUUGGACACUCCAGCCAAACAGCUGAUCUGGCAGUUUAUCUACCAGCUCCUGACCUACGACGAACAGGAGCGCUGCCAGAGCAAGCUGUCGCGCUUCCUUGGUUUCAAGAGCAGCGUGGUGUUGGAUCCUGAUGGCGCUCCGGAGCUCCACAGACGAAGCAGCUCCAUGCGUGUGACUGGGUCGUCGUACCGCAGCAGCAUCCGAGAGAGGAGCUCCGACGACUGCAUCAUCGGGACUCAUUUAGGAAUGGGAAUUCAUAUCGAUGAAUCUGGGAGCCCGGAGGAGAGGCAGUCAGGAGACGGAACCUCCUUCCCCGAGUCCCCUGACCUCAGUCAUAUGACAGGUGUGUACACGGAGCUGGAGACCAUGUACGCAGGGAAGGGCGUGUCCCCGCUGCACGGCGGCUCCCCCGCAGAGCCUGAGGUGGCGGGGCAGACUGAGGCCUACAGCCGCUCCCUCUCCCCCCUCACACUGCCCCCCCUCACAGGGAACCGUAAAUCCGGCCUGUCCCUGUCCUGGAAGGAGCCUCUGCCCACCCCUGUGUACGAGAUCCACCACCAGAGCAGCGUGGAGUCCAACCCCUACGUCUGCCUGGAGAGCCCCCCCGCCUCCCCUCACCCCUCGGACAGCGGUCCCAACACGCUGACCCGCCGGAAGAAGCUCUUCACCUUUUCUCGCCCGCCUCGCAGUCGCGACACCGACAAGUUCCUGGACGCGCUGAGCGAGCAGCUGGGCCACCGGGUCACUCUGGUGGAUGACUUCACACCGGGGGAGAACGACUACGAGGAGAUGAGUUUCCCAGAGGAGCAGGACACGGGCUUCAGGUCCCGGCAGCUCAGCAGUGGCAGCAGCGAGGAUCACAGCAGCGACGAGGCCUCGUCUCCCACCUACUCCUCCGGCUCUGAAGCGAUCCCGCCCCCUCCCAACCAGAGCCCCCCGCCCCCGCCGCCUCUUCAGUCUCUGAUCCCCCCACCGGUCCAGUUCACGGACCCUCGCCCGCCCGUGCGCUUCUCUCCGGAGCAUGUCCCCCGGAGCCACAUGCCCUUCCAGCCGCACCACCCCAUCAUCCCGCCUCCGCCGCCCCCUCCGAGGACCCUCCUGUCCAGCCGCUCCCCUCUCCACAAAGGGCCGCCCACCGAGAAGUCCAGCCAGCGCUUUCAGGCCACCACGGCCUGGCUCUCGCGCAACCAUGCCCCGCUGGGCUCGUCCACCCUGCGGUCCGCCCCGUCGUCCCGCACCACCUACCUCCCCCGCCAGCUCAGCCAGCCUCAGCCGGCCCGCCAGCCGUCACCCCAGCCCUCCCCUCAGCCGCUCCGGCCGAGCCAGCUGGUCCUGCAGCGGCACCACCAGCUCCACCACCAGCACAGCUACCAGGGCCCGCUGCCGCCGUCCCAGCAGGACCCCAGCCCCGCGCAGCAUCACAGCCUGGGGCCCGUGGGCUCCGCGCUGCUCUCCAAGCCUCCGGCCUCUACCUCCACCCUGCCCGGCCACACCAAGAACUUCGACGCCUCCCCACAGGAGCACCAGCAGGCUCCGCCCCCUCCACCCCCGCCCCUGCCUCCGCCCUGCGACCCGCCUCCGCUGCCCAAAGCCGGCCAGCCCGCCGCCGCGGACGCCAACCACAUGAGCGUGAAGAGGCUGCGCUGGGAGCAGGUGGAGAACUCCGAGGGAACCAUCUGGGGUCAGCUGGGAGAGGACUCGGAGUACGACAAGCUCAGCGACAUGGUGAAGUACUUGGACCUGGACCUCCACUUUGGAACUCAACGCAGAUCCAUUUCUCCUCCAGAGCCGGCCUUCCUGCCAGAGAGCUUUAAAAAGAAAGACGUGGUGGAGAUUCUGUCACAAAAGAAAGCCUACAAUGCUUCCAUCCUCAUCGCCCACCUGAAGCUGUCCCCCGACAAGCUGCGGCAGGUCCUGAUGAACCUGAGCACGGACAGACUGGAGCCGGCGCACAUCAAGCAGCUGCUGCUCUACGCCCCCGACGACGACGAGGUCAAACAGUACAAGCACUUCGACCAGGACCCCACCAAACUCAGCGAGCCCGACCAGUUCAUCUUUCAGAUGCUGACGGUGCCCGAGUAUAAGACCCGUCUGCGAAGCCUCCUCUUUAAGACGACCCUGCAGGAGCGGACGGAGGAGAUGAAGGUGGCGUUCGAUUACAUCUACAAGGCAUCAGUGGAGCUGAGGAGCAGCAGGAAGCUUGCCAAGAUCCUGGAGUUUGUUCUGGCGAUGGGUAACUAUCUGAACAACGGGCAGCCAAAGAGCCACAGGACAACCAGCUUUAAGAUCAACUUCCUGACCGAGCUAAGCACAACAAAAACCGUGGAUGGAAAAUCCACCUUUCUCCACAUUCUGGCCAAGUCUUUGUGCCAACAUUUCCCCGAGCUGCUGACGUUUCCCAGAGAUCUCCUGACGGUGCCCCUGGCGUCAAAAGUGAACCAGAGGGCCAUCACGACGGAGCUGAGCGACCUGCACUCCACCAUACAGGACAUCAGGACGGCCUGUCAGAAGAUUCCCGCCACCCCCGAGGACCACUUCACCCCUGUCAUGAGCAGCUUCCUGGAGAACAGCCACCCCGCCAUCCAGUCUCUGGAGUCCCUGCAGACCCGGGCCAUGGAGGAGUUCUCCAAGGUGGCCUCCUACUUCGGCGAGGACAGCAAAUCCACCAGCACGGACGCCUUCUUCGGCAUCUUCUCAGACUUCAUGUCCAAGUUCGAGAGAGCUCUCAGUGAGACCCAGACUCCAGAGGACCCCCGGAGCCCCAGAUUGUCUUCGCCUCUGGCCUGGUAGGAGUGAGAAACCCAUCGAAGCCAGUCGACAGAUUCUCACUCUGCUCUCCGUCAACCAAAGUGCCAAGAUCACACUCAGACAGGAACAGAGACACUCUCACCUACAGCAAACACGACGGGACCAAACACUGCAAGCUAACGAAGGAGCAGAUCCAGGGCUACCCGGGCCAAACAAGUACUUUAAGUCCUUCGUUUAAAAAAA